AUGCCGGAAUCUGUACAGUUUUAGUUUUGUGGCUUUUUUCUCACGCAAGCAAGCACAGAGCCCCCGGCGGAAAUCGAGCUCCCCAUCGUCCUAAUAAUUCACCAUGGCCGACCAAAUCGAGAAGGCGUACCAGAAGCAGCACUUGUUCCAAAACGCCAAAGCCCGCGGUGGCAAGAAAGUCGCGACAAAGGAAAAGCGGUGGUACAAGGAUGUUGGUCUUGGAUUCAAGACCCCUUCGGAGGCUAUCCAGGGCACUUACAUCGACAAGAAGUGCCCCUUCACCGGUGAUGUCUCGAUUCGUGGCCGUAUCUUGACCGGCAAGGUCGUCUCAACAAAGAUGACGCGGACAAUUGUCAUCCGCAGGGACUAUCUCCACUACAUUCCUAAAUACAACCGUUACGAGAAGAGACACAAGAACAUGGCCGUACACGCAUCGCCCGCUUUCCGUGUAGAGGUCGGUGACAUCGUCACUGUUGGGCAAUGUCGGCCGUUGUCGAAAACGGUACGAUUCAAUGUCCUGCGGGUGUCGAAGAGUAAGGCAUCAGCCAAGACCUUUGGCAAGUUCUGAGAUGGACUUAGUGCCGUCGAGAUUCUAUUUACGUUUUGCCACUGCAUGAUUUCUACUACCAUUGCGCUAUGCCCGCAUGAAAAUACAUGGCUGCACUAUGACAAGCACUUAAUUUAGAAGACCUAAGUCGCAAAGCAUAGGAAUGAUAAUCAAAAUCAGAACUAAGCUUAAGCAGUACUUGAC
Molecule: messenger RNA, 751 nt
Organism: Suillus paluster
Lineage: Eukaryota; Fungi; Basidiomycota; Agaricomycetes; Boletales; Suillaceae
Product: 40S ribosomal protein S11
Exons: 6
Coding region: 104-568 (154 amino acids)
Biological process (GO): translation
Cellular component (GO): ribosome; cytosolic small ribosomal subunit
Molecular function (GO): structural constituent of ribosome
Source: RefSeq, a predicted model, not a curated record